CUGGAUUGGAGAGUUUGCAAUUCGUUUCACUAAUAGAUUCGUACAAGAAUUCCAUAUUCCAUUUUAUAUAUAUAUAUAUAUAUAUAUGUAUAUAUAAUAUAUAAUUAAAUAUAUAAAUAUAUAUAUAGUAUAUAUCUUAAUGUUGUUUCAUCAAUUUGGAUUUAUAUAAAGCUAUUGUAAUAAUUAUGUAAUGAUUAUUAAACAAUUAAGAUAAUAUACUGAUAAACCAAGCAACGUAUAUUGGUGAAUUAACGAUUUUUAAUAACCACGUGUUAAGAAAAAUUAGUGAUUCAUACCGAUUCAUUCAUUAAUUAACAUUAAGUGUUAGUGUUAAAAAAUGAAUUUAAAUUUAAUUGCAGCAACAUGUGAAGGAAUGGGUAUUGGUGUAAAAGGAACAUUACCAUGGAAACUCAAAAGUGAAUUGGCAUUUUUUACAUCUAUGACUAUGAAUACGAAAAACGCAAACAAAAGAAAUGUUGUACUGAUGGGACGUAGAACAUGGGAAUCUAUUCCAAAAGAACAUAAGCCUUUGAAAAAUCGAAUAAACAUUAUUUUAACAUCACAAUCUUUGGAUUAUGGGAAUGAUGUGAUUGUAUGUAAAAGUAUUCCACAUGCUUUUGAAGUUAUUGAAAAAAUUAAAGAUCGAAUUGAAAAUAUAUGGGUAAUGGGAGGAAGUUCCGUAUACAAGGCAGCAAUGGAAUCUCCAAAUUUUUAUCGAUUAUAUUUGACAAGAAUAAAAAAAUAUUUUGAGUGUGAUACAUUUUUUCCAACUAUCCCUAAUGAUUUUGUUUUAACAGAAGAUCCAAACAUACCACAAGGAAUUCAAGAAGAAAAUGAUAUACAAUUCGUAUAUGAAGUAUAUAAAAAACAAUAGAUUUUUCAUUUGGUUUCAAAAUAACAUUUUUCAAAUAUUAUAACAUUUUUAAUUUUACAAUAAAAAUAAUUAAUUAUAAACAA
Messenger RNA from Apis cerana (Asiatic honeybee), 957 nucleotides. RefSeq names its product dihydrofolate reductase (gene Dhfr). Lineage: Eukaryota; Metazoa; Arthropoda; Insecta; Hymenoptera; Apidae. The record is from RefSeq and is a predicted model, not a curated record. Gene Ontology annotation, molecular function: NADP binding; dihydrofolate reductase activity. Gene Ontology annotation, cellular component: mitochondrion. Gene Ontology annotation, biological process: tetrahydrofolate biosynthetic process; folic acid metabolic process; dihydrofolate metabolic process.